This is a messenger RNA of Cylindrotheca closterium, 573 nucleotides long. The record is from the annotation of a GenBank genome assembly. NCBI's taxonomy places the organism in Eukaryota, Bacillariophyta, Bacillariophyceae, Bacillariales, Bacillariaceae.
AUGACAAACAACAACAACAACAACAACGAAGCAUCUUCCUCUCUUCGCAUCAAGAAGCUUUCCGACAAGGCCAUUCUGCCCACUCGCGGCAGCGAAUGGUCCGCCGGACUCGACUUGUAUGCGGCCGAACCCAAAACCAUUCCACCCCAGGGCCGUGCGGUGGUCCGAACCGACCUUUGCAUCGCCUGUCCCAAGGGUACCUACGGCCGGAUCGCCCCUCGCUCCGGGUUGACGGUCAAGCACGGAAUUGACGUGGGCGCCGGUGUCGUGGAUGCCGACUACCGGGGUCCCGUGGGCGUCGUCUUGUUCAAUUUGGGCGACAAGGAUUUCCAAAUCAAGGAGGGUGACAGGAUUGCCCAGUUGGUAUUGGAACAAAUUGUCAUGGCGCCCAUUGUGGAGGUGGGACAAGACGAAGAAAUGGAUGUUACGGAACGGGGUGCCGGUGGAUUUGGAUCGACGGGUGUGUCGUCAUCAUCAUCGUCGUCGUCGUCUCUAGCCAAAAAGCAAAAAUUGGACGGCAAUGACAUGGAGGAGGAUCCACCACAACCACCCAAGGUCAGUCCCAUCAAGUAA